AUGUCGAUACCCAUUUCGGUAAUCCUCGAGGAAUUAAAGACGACACCAACGUCAGUUAUCCCACUUCUCAGAUCACUCCACAAUAAAACCUUACUCCAAUCCCUUUCCAAAUCUGAAAUCACCCACUUAACAUCAAGGAUUCUUAACCUUGCCAAGUCACACCAACCUUAUCCCCAAUGGUGUGGUAUCAAUCUUAUCCGUGUGAUCAGUUCCGAUUACUCAAUUUUGGCAGGAUAUGGAAGUAUUUUCCUUGAUCAAUUACUUAAACUUGUUGAAAAUUCUCAAGGUAAAAUAUUGGUAAAUUGUAUUGACGUUAUUGGAUUCAUUUGUAGUGAAAUUAGAGGCAAACCUGGGUUAACUAGAGAGAUUUUGACUCCUAAAUUGGGUCCAAUUAUUAGUUUGUUUAUUGAAAAAUUACAUUUGGCUCCAUUUGAGAUUUUAAAGAAUUUAGUGGUUGCCAUUAGAUUUCAUCCAACUACUUUCCGUCCAUAUGGAAACAAGUUGAGUGCCAAGUUGGUUAGAUUGGUCAAUGAUGUGGGCUUUGUCAAUUAUCCUUCAAAGUUAAAGGAUGUUGUGUACGAAGCGUUGGCUGUCUUACCAGGAAUUGAAAAGCUGGAGCCAGAACAGAAAUGGAGCAAUGAUGUCUUUGGAUUGAUUGGUGAAAUCAAGGAUGUCGUUGAAGUGUUCCAAGAGUUUGUCCAUUUCAAAGAUGAUCAAGACUUGAUUGAUAAUUUAAGAAAGUUGGAAAAGUCAGGCAAAACUGAAAGCAAGAUGUUUGAAGAUUUGAAUAUUGAUUUGAAUUCUCCAAACUCAAUCUUCCAAUUAUCCAAUCGGAUUGAUAUUCUGUUGGGUUUAUUAAAGAGUUACCUCAUUACUGAAAGUCAAUUCACUGUCAAAGUACCUCUUGGUACCAUUAUCACUGUUUGUGAAGUUUUAACUGGGUUAAAUUUAAGAAUGUUGAGAUUUAAGGGUGAUAUUAGAGACGAAGACGUCAAGAGUAUUAUUAGAUCUUCAAUUGCUAAUAUUCACCAUAGCGUUGUUUUAUUCUUAUCUGACAUUGUUGAUGUUUACAAAGGUGCAUUGUUAUUACAUUUCCAUUCAAUUUUAGGAAUGUUAGAAGUGAUUAUCCCAAUGAAGGGCAACAAAGUUAGCUACGAUGAUUUGAUUUCCAAUGAAGGAUUAAUUAUUGAUUUGUUAAUAUUUGUAGCCAAGUAUGUCUCAUUAGUGAAGCAUCUUGACGAUAAUACUCAAUUAUUACCUUUUGUUGACGUUUCCAUGAUUUUGGUUGAACCCAGAUCUAAACCUCAAAAAGAAAAAGAACAAAAGCAAGAUGGUCAAAAGAAGAACAAGAAACAAAAGAAGAAGGGUAAUGCUGCUGCAUUAUCUGAUAUUCUCUCGCAUGAGCACUUGUUCUUGGAAUCAAUUCCAGCAUCUACUGUUUCAGCAGUUCGUAAAUUUAUCAAUGUGAUAAUUAAGACUAUUACUCUUAGUCCAAGUCAACAUUAUAAAGUGUUGAGAUAUUUGAUUAUUGAAAGUAUAAACAUAAGACAUAUUAAUCAGCAACAUUCUGUACCCCAAGAAUUGAAACAAUUGUUAAUUGACUGUGUAUUGUUCCCUGGUUAUGACAGAGUUAAUAUCUUGCCUAUUGUUUCAAGUAUUUUGAAGGGUGACCAAUUAUUAAGUGUGUUUAACAAUCCAAGAUUCCCUCCAUUACCUAGAUAUGUCAGGCAAGAAGAAUUAGUUCAACAAGAUUUAGACGAAGAAGAGGAAGAUGAAGAGGUCGAAGAAACCAAUGAUAUUGGAUCCAAGAAGAGAAAAUUGGAUGAAUUGAUGGCAGAAGCCGGAAACCCAGUACAAGAUAACGAGCCAGAGCCAGAACAAGACGAUUCAAAGUUGUUUAAAAAGAGCAAACAAGAAGUAAACGAGGUUGAAACUAAUACUUUAGAAGAAGUAGUACAAGACAAAGUCCCAGUAAAGGAAACUCCAAAGGCAGUUGAAGAAAUAGUUGAAACAGUGUCAGCUUCAGUUCCUGUUGAAACUGUUCCUGCUUCGUCAUCUACUAUUAGUCAUGCAGAUGAUGAUAGCGAGGAAGAAGGUGAUGAAAUAGAAAUUCCUGAAUUGGAUCUUGGUGAAUCUUCAGAUGAAGAAUAG
Spathaspora passalidarum NRRL Y-27907 is the source of this 2151-nucleotide messenger RNA. RefSeq lists its product as uncharacterized. The record is from RefSeq and is a predicted model, not a curated record. Gene Ontology annotation, cellular component: nucleus. Gene Ontology annotation, biological process: rRNA processing. NCBI's taxonomy places the organism in Eukaryota, Fungi, Ascomycota, Pichiomycetes, Serinales, Debaryomycetaceae. The coding region runs from base 1 to 2151 and encodes 716 amino acids. The transcript has a single exon.